This is a messenger RNA of Ipomoea nil (Japanese morning glory), 1281 nucleotides long. RefSeq lists its product as uncharacterized. Bases 1 to 1281 code for a protein of 426 amino acids. The record is from RefSeq and is a predicted model, not a curated record. Gene Ontology annotation, biological process: telomere maintenance; DNA repair. NCBI's taxonomy places the organism in Eukaryota, Viridiplantae, Streptophyta, Magnoliopsida, Solanales, Convolvulaceae. The transcript is spliced from 3 exons. Gene Ontology annotation, molecular function: DNA helicase activity.
AUGGAGCAAAAUCAGAGAAAGGACCUUGCUUUUAAUUCAGGUUCUUCAAUUUGGAGAUCGGUACAAGCCUCACUUUGCUCUGAGAAAUUCAUGAGUGCUGAGUUGCCUGGAAAGCUUGAAAGCAAGGAGCUUGACCUGCUAAGUUUUGAUCAAGAUGGGUACCCAAUUUACAGACGCAGAGACAAUGGUCAAAUGUUGAUAAGAAUGGCAUUAUAUUGGAUAAUAGGUGGGUUAUAUUUUGUGUAUGGUUAUGGAGGUACAUGCAAAACUUUUGUUUGGAAAACACUGUCUGCUGCUAUUCGUUCACAGGGUAAUAUUGUGCUAAAUGUUGCUUCAAGUGGUAUUGCUUCUCUUCUUAUGCCUGGUGGUAGAACUGCACAUUCUCGGUUUGCCAUACCUAUUGAGAUUAAUGAUGAUUCAACGUGUAAUAUAGCACAAGGUAGUGAUCUUGCUGAGUUAAUUAUCAAGUGCAAGCUAAUCAUUUGGGAUGAGGCACCUAUGAUGCAUAAACACUGUUUUGAAGCAUUGGAUCGCACAAUGAGAGAUUUGUUGAGAUUUGAAAAUAUCUUGAGUUCAAAUAUGACUUUUGGAGGAAAGGCGGUAGUUCUUGGUGGUGAUUUUCGGCAAAUAUUACCAGUGAUUCCAAAAGGGACAAGACAAGAUAUUGUUGGGGCAAACAUCAAUUCUUCUUAUUUGUGGAGUAGUUGUAAGGUUUUAAGAUUGACUAAGGACUUAAGACUACAGACAUUAGGAGAUGUUGAUUCUUGUGCACGGGUUGAAAAAUUUGCAAAGUGGAUAACUGAUAUAGGUGAUGGUGAGGUUGGUGUUGAAAAUGAUGGGCAUGCAGACAUAGAAAUUCCAAUAGAUAAUUUGUUACAACCUCAAGGUGAUCCAAUUGAAGCAAUAGUUAAGAGCACAUUUUCUAUGUUUUUAGCGGGUAAUUGUGAUUUGGAGUAUUUGAAUGGUCGGGCAAUAUUAGCUUCAACAUUAGAUGUAGUCAAUGAAAUAAAUCAAUAUAUGAGUAGUUUGAAUCCUGUUGAUGGUAGAACAUACUUUAGCUCUGAUGCUGUUUGCCGGUCUGAUAUAUGUACAUAUACGUUUGCUGAAUUACACACUCCGAAAUUCCUGAAUGGGUUGCGAUGCUCUGGUAUUCCUAACCAUUCUGUUGCUCUUAAAGUUGGAUCUCCAGUUAUGUUGCUGCGGAAUAUUGAUCACUCUCUUGGCUUGUGUAAUGGAACAAGAUUGGCUAUUACUAGAUUAACAGACCAUAUAUGUUGUUGA